Molecule: messenger RNA, 1955 nt
Organism: Gracilinanus agilis (Agile Gracile Mouse Opossum)
Lineage: Eukaryota; Metazoa; Chordata; Mammalia; Didelphimorphia; Didelphidae
Gene: RBM45
Product: RNA binding motif protein 45
Exons: 9
Coding region: 120-1496 (458 amino acids)
Cellular component (GO): ribonucleoprotein complex
Molecular function (GO): RNA binding
Source: RefSeq, a predicted model, not a curated record
CCCGGCAACAGUGGCGGGUGACUACCGUCCGUAUCCAGGGUAAGAGGAGAGUAACGGCCACGGCGGGAACCACGGAGAUCGAAGGGGACUGGUGGUGUUCAGGCGGCGUUUGGAGCGCCAUGGACGAAGCCAGUAGUUGUGGCAGCGGGGGCGGCUUCCGCCCCGGAGUGGACAGCCUGGAUGAGCCGCCCAAUAGCCGCAUCUUCUUGGUGAUCAGCAAGUACACUCCGGAGUCGGUAUUGAGAGAGCGCUUCUCGCCCUUCGGGGAAAUCCAGGACAUCUGGGUGGUGCGGGACAAGCACACCAAGGAGUCAAAGGGCAUCGCCUUCGUGAAGUUCGCCCGCAGCUCGCAGGCCUGCCGGGCCAUGGAGGAGAUGCACGGCCAGUGCCUCAGCCCUAGUGACUCCAAGCCCAUCAAGGUUUUCAUUGCCCAGGCAAGAUCAUCAGGGAGUCACCGAGAUGUUGAAGAUGAAGAACUUACACGAAUUUUUGUUAUGAUACCAAAAUCAUAUACAGAAGAAGAUCUAAGGGAUAAAUUUAAGGUAUAUGGAGAUAUCGAGUAUUGCAGCAUUAUUAAGAAUAAAACCACUGGAGAAAGUAAAGGUUUGGGUUAUGUAAGAUAUUUAAAACCAUCACAAGCUGCCCAAGCCAUAGAAAACUGUGAUCGAAGUUUUAGAGCAAUCUUGGCAGAACCUAAAAAUAAAGCAGCUGAAUCUUCUGAACAAGAUUAUUAUAGUAGUAUGAGGCAGGAGGCAUUGGGACAUGAACAUAGAGUAAAUAUGUUUCCUUUUGAACAGCCAGAAUUUCCCUCUUUUGAAAAGAAUGAUAUCCGAGGCCAGGAGACCAUCUCCAAACGCUUGUCAGUAGUAUCACGGGUUCCUUUCACACAAGAGCAACUCUACAGCAUUUUUGAUAUAGUCCCAGGCUUGGAAUAUUGUGAAGUUCAACGAGAUCCUUAUUCUAACUAUGGUCAUGGAGUGGUUCAGUAUUUUAAUGUAGCAUCAGCUAUAUACGCAAAAUACAAGCUACAUGGAUUUCAAUACCCUCCUGGAAAUCGGAUAGGUGUCUCAUUCCUUGAUGAUGGAAGCAAUGGAACAGACCUCCUUAGAAAAAUGGCAACCCAGAUGGUCGCUGCACAGCUUGCUUCAAUGGUGUGGAAUAACCCUGGUCAGCAACAGUUUCUGGCAUCUUUGCAAUUUGGAGGAAGUUCUGGGUCUCAGCUGCCUCAAAUUCAGACAGAUAUUGUGCUUCCAUCAUGUAAAAAGAAAGCCCCGCCUGAAACUGCUGUGAAGGAAAGACUUUUUAUUGUGUUUAAUCCUCAUCCCUUGCCCUUGGACAUAUUGGAGGAUAUAUUCUGGUGUUUAUUGAGCACUUCCUGUGCUAAGUGCAGUGACGGGCACUUGGAGGAUACAAAAGAAGCUUGUAAAGCCGUCCCUGCCCUUAAGGAGCUUACAGUCUCACUGGGAAAACCAGACAAAAUCAUGCUAACUCUAUGAGAUAUGCUAAAUUAGAUGCUAAAAGAAGACAAAAUCAUGCUAACUAUGAGAUAUGCUAAAUUAGAUGCUAAAAGAAGACUGAUUCCUGUGCUUUCACAACCUUUGAUACACAGAGAAAUUUUCAAGGGACUCUUUUGAGGUCCUUUGGCAAUUGUGUGGGUCUUUGGUAUUUAAUCCUUUCUUUUCUUUUCAGCUGCCAUUAAUAAUGAAUUAUGAUAUAUAAGAAGUUGGUAAGGAGCCAUACAAAAGAUCAGAUUGCUGGAAUGUCACAAAAGUAUUUUAAUAUACAUUUAAAUCGAUUAGAGUUAUCAUAGAUUCCUUUGCAACAGCUUGAUUUCCAUUUCACUUAAAAUAGCUUAUUUUGUUUCAGUCGUUUUGGGAAUCUGAUUGAAGUCUACCUUGUAUCAGGAAAAAAUGUGGGGUAUGCCAAGUAUGCAGAUAGAACAAGUGCUAAUGAUG